This is a messenger RNA of Meriones unguiculatus (Mongolian gerbil), 3886 nucleotides long. RefSeq names its product TBK1 binding protein 1 (gene Tbkbp1). The transcript has 10 exons. Gene Ontology annotation, cellular component: cytoplasm. The coding region runs from base 660 to 2510 and encodes 616 amino acids. The record is from RefSeq and is a predicted model, not a curated record. Gene Ontology annotation, biological process: canonical NF-kappaB signal transduction. NCBI's taxonomy places the organism in Eukaryota, Metazoa, Chordata, Mammalia, Rodentia, Muridae.
CCUGCCCACACGCUCACGCACGCGUGCUCACAGGCGCGCGCGCACACACACGCCGCCUCUGGCCGCUUCCGAACUCCGCGCUGACCGCCCCCCCCACCCCCCCAGUCCUCCGGCCCCGCAAAAGCGCCCAUUGACGGCGGCACACCUACACUCAUUCACAGACGCGCAAUCCCCCCCACAUGGCAGCCACAGCCACCACACAUUCAUCAGCAGGGCCUGGAGAAGUGCACACACACUGCACCCCCGCACCCCCUCGCUGCCUACUCCUUUGGGAGCCCUGAGUCAUUCCUGCCCCCAUCCCAGGGCUCCCCCAUCUCCCCGAGUUGCGGGGCACAGUAGGACAAGCUGGAGUCUCCCUUAGUGGUCCCGCCUGGCUCCCUCGCCCAGUUGGCUGCCUCUGUCACUCGGCCAAGGACUUCCUGUAGGUCUGCGCCUGGCCUGGACGCUUGCCACAACCCCAGUGCAGUUGGGGAGGCACUUCCCUUUCCUGAACUCUGGGAUCCUGCGGGAGGAAGUUGGGUGGGGGCCGCAGAGGCCAGGCUGCCUGGUGGGACCGGCCCUCUAGAAACACUGGCCUUCCUUAGGAGCAGGCCACGGAGGCCUGGCAUGGGAAUCUCAGCGGCUGUCGAGGAGGCCCCGUGCGGGCAGAAGCCCUCACCAUGGAGUCCAUGUUUGAAGAUGACAUCAGCAUCCUGACCCAAGAGGCCUUGGGGCCCAGUGAGGUGUGGCUGGAUGGUCCAGGAGACCCCUCUCUGGGAGGGGACAUGUGCUCCGCCUCCCACUUCGCUCUCAUCACAGCCUACGGGGAUAUCAAGGAGCGGCUGGGGGGCCUGGAGAGAGAGAAUGCCACCCUCCGCCGGCGCCUCAAAGUCUAUGAGAUCAAGUACCCGCUAAUCACUGAUUUUGGAGAGGAGCACGGCUUCCCUCUGUACGAAAUCAAGGAUGGCUCCCUGCUGGAGGUGGAGAGAGUCAGUCUGCAGCAACAGCUCAACCAGUUCCAACACGAGUUGCAGAAGAAUAAGGAGCAGGAGGAACAGCUCGGGGAGAUGAUCCAGGCUUACGAGAAACUCUGUGUGGAGAAAAACGACUUGGAGACAGAGCUGGGAGAGAUGCGGGCCCUGGUGGAAACCCACCUUCGGCAGAUCUGUGGUUUGGAGCAGCAGCUGCAGCAGCAGCAAGGCCUCCGGGACACAGCCUUCUCCAGCCUGAGCCCUCCGCCGGCCCCCGCCACACCCUGCCCUGACCUGGACCUGCACUAUCUGGCUCUGAGGGGGGGACCUGCCUUGGGACAUGCAGGUUGGCCUGGCCCUACCAGUGUAAGUGUGGGUGACCUGGAGCUGAGGCGGCUGGAGGAGGCCCUGGAGGCCGCGCAGGGCGAGGCCCGAGGGGCUCAGCUCCGGGAGGAGCAGCUCCAGGCGGAAUGCGAGCGGCUGCAGGGAGAGCUGAAGCAGCUGCAGGAGACCCGCGCCCAGGAUCUGGCCUCCAACCAGUCGGAAUGUGACAUGGCUUGGGUGAAGAGAGUCGGGGACGAUCAGGUGAACUUGGCGCUGGCCUACACAGAACUGACAGAGGAGUUGGGGCGGCUUCGGGAGUUGAGUUCCCUGCAGGGGAGGAUCUUGAGGACUUUGCUGCAGGAGCAGGCCCGGAAUGCAGGCCAAAGGCACUCACCGCUGUCGCAGCGCCACUCCCCGGCGCCCGCGUGCCCCUCGCCCUCCCCGCCUGCCCGACCGCCGCCCUGUGCCCCGUGCCAGUCCCCCGCCGCGCAGCGCCGCUCGCCCGUGCCCCCGUGCCCUUCGCCCCAGCAGCGCCGCUCGCCCGCCUCGCCCUCCUGCCCAUCGCCGGUCCCCCAGCGCCGCUCGCCGGUGCCGCCGCCGUGCCAGUCACCCAGCCCGCAGCGCCGCUCGCCCGUGCCACCCAGCUGCCCGGCCCCGCAGCCCAGGCCGCCGCCGCCGCCGCCGCCCGGGGAGAGGGCGCUGGCCGAGCGCGCCUACGCCAAGCCGCCCAGCCACCACGCCAAGGCGGGCUUCCAGGGCCGCCGCAGCUACUCGGAGCUGGCCGAGGGGGCGGCCUACGCCGGCGCCUCCCCCGCCUGGCUGCAGGCCGAGGCCGCCACGCUCCCCAAGCCCCGCGCCUACGCCGGCGAGCUCUACGGCGCCGCCGCCAGGCCGCUCAGCCCGCGCCGCGCCUUCGAGGGCCUCCGCCUGCGCUUCGAGAAGCAGCCGUCGGAGGAGGAGGAGUGGGCCAUGCCCGCCAGCCCGCCCAGCCCCGAGGCGGGCACCAUCCGCUGCGCCUCGUUCUGUGCGGGCUUCCCCAUCCCGGAGUCGCCCGCGGCCACCGCCUACGCCCACGCCGAGCACGCACAGUCCUGGCCGUCCAUCAACCUGCUGAUGGAGACAGUGGGCUCCGACAUCCGCAGCUGCCCCCUCUGCCAGCUGGGGUUCCCUGUUGGGUACCCGGAUGAUGCCCUCAUCAAACACAUCGACUCCCACCUGGAGAACAGCAAAAUCUAGGGCGCCUCUCCCACCACUGGCUGUUCCUCUGCGCUCCCUCAUCACCCCCCAACCCAACACUCACUUUGAAUGCUGCAUGAACCUCGUGGGGGGCCCCCGCCCCUUGCGGUCCCCAGAUACCUCCACUAGCUACUGAGUCAACGCGUGUGCCGUCUUCCCUGGUCCAGGCACCACUCCGCUCUGGCUCUGUCCUGGAGGUCAACCAAGGUUCUCUCCGCCUUCCUGGUUUCCACUGGGGAGUGGGGAUCUGUCUGGUCUGGCAUGAGGAGGACGCACCUCCACCUCUCUCAGCCUUCCUGUUUUUCACCAGGGUUGGAUCCAAGAAGAAGUCUAGCGCUUGGGGGAGGGAGAGGAGGAGGCGGUGUCAAGAGCUCCGGGAGCCCCCUCCCAAAUGUCCAUCUUUACCGGGCUGUGUUCUUCCAGGGGAGACCUCUUGAGAGGGUCUCAGAGCCUGCCCUGCCCACCCACGCCAGCCCUUUUGUGCCCUGACCGAGCGGCUUGGGGCUCAUGGCACUGGGGAAGGAGGCAUCUCAUUUCCUGUUCGUCUCUGCAGGCCAGCUCUGUUCUCCCCCUCUGCCCACCCCCGGGGAAACGGGAAAUGUGGCAGAGGUGUGGGAGGACCCUGUAGGCCUUGGAUGAUCCAGCCCAAACGGGCUGCCUUGAAGCUGGGACUCCUGGGCCAUCACCCUCAGUCCAGGGAACUGUCCCCCAGCCUCACAGGCCUGGGCCCUUCUGGAGCCCCUGGCACUAAGGUGCAGAUCACCAAGGCACAUGCCUCCAUGCUCCCCGACUGCAGCUCCUGACACCACAGGCGCCCCGAGCCCCAGGUGUGACUCAGCCUGUGUUGGGGGCAGGUGUCAGCCCCUCCCUCCCAGGCCAGAACCUGCGAAUGGGCCCUGGGUGCUGUGGAGAUCAACUUCAAAAGAGCUAAUCCCCUUUCCCACACCAACCCACCCACCCCUAUAUUCCCUCUGUGAAAUCUACCUCAGAGUCGUCCCCUCAGAAAGACAGGGGAGCGGGAGGCUGGGGCCCCAGGCUGAGGUGGGAGCCUCUUGAGGGAGCCUGCUGCCCACGAUGAAACCACCCCUCACUUUGAGCCUCCCUGGGGCCUUGGCGAGUCGGUGGCAGUGACAACCGCUGUCCGUCGAAUGCGCCAUUCUGAUCCAAAUCUUCCAGGCCCCCUCCCCACACCCCUCCUUCCUCUGUGCAGGGGGUGAGGGGUAUGUCAGCAGGGAAGGGGCCAAGGACUCCAGAGACAUGUCAUCGCACCCCGAGUGUUCCCGGGGAGGGGACAUGGGGAAGGGGGCCUGUAGACUGGAGAGAGGGCCUGCGCUCUCUGAACAAGUUGAAAGUCCAAAUAAAACUUACGUGUUCCA